AGCGUUCGUCCCAGAGACGGAACUGCCGCUACCGUCGCCGCCUCUGCCUCUGCUUGGCCGGGUCCUUCCGCCGCCACCAUGCCCCGGGGGAGCCGCAGUGCAGGUGCCCGGCCAGCCAGCCGCACCGCCGCUCCCUCUGCCCACCCGCCCGCGCACCUGCCGCCCUCGGCCACUGCCACGGCCCCCGCCCCGUCGGGCCAGCCGGGCCUGAUGGCGCAGAUGGCGUCCACGGCCGCGGGGGUAGCCGUGGGCUCGGCUGUGGGACACGUCGUCGGCGGCGCCCUGACCGGAGCCUUCAGCGGGGGCAGCUCAGAGCCCGCACAGCCUCCCGCUCAGCAGGCCCCCGCUCGCGCUGCCCCGCAGCCCCUGCAGAUGGGGCCCUGUGCCUACGAGAUCAGGCAGUUCCUGGACUGCUCCACCACUCAGAGUGACCUGUCCCUGUGCGAGGGCUUCAGCGAGGCCCUGAAGCAGUGCAAGUACAACCACGGUCUGAGCUCCCUGCCCUGAAGAGACCAGUGCAGACUGGUGCAGACUGGUGCAGAUUCGUCGGCAGCCCUGUACCACCUCCACCCUUCACUGACAGCCGGACCACUGCGUCAUCAGAUUGUACCCACGUAGCUGGGAUUGGGAGUGAGGAGGGCGUUUCUCACCCCACAGGUGACCCGAGACACAAAUGUGCAAUUAAAAGAGUUUAUUUUAGACCAGA
Ceratotherium simum simum (southern white rhinoceros) is the source of this 706-nucleotide messenger RNA. RefSeq names its product coiled-coil-helix-coiled-coil-helix domain containing 10 (gene CHCHD10). Gene Ontology annotation, cellular component: nucleus; mitochondrion. Lineage: Eukaryota; Metazoa; Chordata; Mammalia; Perissodactyla; Rhinocerotidae. Gene Ontology annotation, biological process: mitochondrion organization. The record is from RefSeq and is a predicted model, not a curated record.